CGUCAGGUGAGGUCAUCGAUGUUAAAUUCUACAUGGAAAGCGUGACUAGACUGCUACAUCCAGACCUCUGUGAAGUGGUAAUCCGUACCGGUAUCCAGGUGAGCCAGGUAACUAAAGUGGGGGUUCCAUAUCAGUUGGACCUCACCCCUAAUACGGAGUUAAGCAUCAACACAUCUUGAAAUCGCCUUCCACACUUCACCACCCUUUCCGAGUCCGGACCACCGGUCAAAAAAGCCAGAGAGAAAAGCCAAGCUUUGCACCAUGUCAAACCAAGCCAGCGCAGCAACAGAAACCAUCGACCUCCUCCUCGAGCACUACCUCGCGCUGCUCGACGAGUACACCACCCUCCGCGGAACGCUUAACACAGUGCAGGCCGACAUCUUCCACAGCCUGGCGCGCGCCAACUUCUCGGCCGAGCGUGGCAUCCGCUACUACGGGCAGGACUACUACGACGAGCGGAUGCAAGCCAUCCGGCGGAUCCAAAUCGGGCCAAAGGACGGGAAAGCGGAAGCGGAAGCGGAAGGGAAAGGGGACACGGAUCCCGGCGCCAACAGGCCGGUAUUUACUGUCCGCACAUACCCGCCAUCGGCGUCAGGGUCGGAACCGGAUACGGUGUCACGAACGUCCGAUGGAUCUGGAUCUGGAACGGAAUCCAAAGAGGCAGAGAAGUCGGUUCCUGAUGCUGAUGCUAAGUCCGGCGGAGUAAACCCUUCCGCGACAGACGAUAGUAGUGGGUCUGUAGACGAGAAGCAGAAGAAGGAGCAGGGUCAAGAAAAGGGAGAGGAGCCGGGGCCCACAAGCGAGGAGGAGCAGAAACCCAGACCGAAAGACAAGCCCACAGACCCCCUCCGCUGGUUCGGCAUCCUCACGCCGCUGGCCCUCAGGCAGGCUCAGGGGCACGCCAUCAAGGCAGUGGAGGAGAUCAUCCCACGGCUGGCGACACUCAACGUCGAGAUGGCCGCGAUCGAGGUAGAGGUGAGGAGGGCGAGGAAGAGGCGGGCGAAGGCCGAGAAGGCGGAGGAGAAGCGGGUGGCCGAGUUGGCGGAUCAGAUGGGCCACGUGGAUGUCAGUGCCUAAGGGGACGAGGUAAGGUAGCCAAGGCUCUGCCUCUUACCUGGUAGGUAUCUCCUCCCUCCCUCUCGUUCGAACCGCAGCAAAUUUGGGCUGGUUA
This is a messenger RNA of Chaetomium strumarium, 1171 nucleotides long. RefSeq lists its product as uncharacterized. The transcript is spliced from 3 exons. Gene Ontology annotation, biological process: vacuolar proton-transporting V-type ATPase complex assembly. The coding region runs from base 262 to 1077 and encodes 271 amino acids. Gene Ontology annotation, cellular component: Vma12-Vma22 assembly complex. The record is from RefSeq and is a predicted model, not a curated record. Lineage: Eukaryota; Fungi; Ascomycota; Sordariomycetes; Sordariales; Chaetomiaceae.